Anopheles coustani is the source of this 2204-nucleotide messenger RNA. RefSeq names its product syntaxin-6. Bases 304 to 1308 code for a protein of 334 amino acids. Gene Ontology annotation, cellular component: membrane. NCBI's taxonomy places the organism in Eukaryota, Metazoa, Arthropoda, Insecta, Diptera, Culicidae. The record is from RefSeq and is a predicted model, not a curated record. Gene Ontology annotation, biological process: Golgi vesicle transport. The transcript has 5 exons.
UGUUGCAAAAAAGUGCGAUAUACUCUGCUUUGUACGCUUCGCAUAUUCCUUCGCUUGUGCUUUGCGUGAUUCUUCUGUGUGCAUUUUGUGAAAGUUAAUAUACGCUGCUAGAAAAAUUGACCAUCACAAUAGCAGACAACAAUAACUAGAGUCAGUUAAAAAAUAACCAAACCUCAAUGGUUACACUGUACAACGCUAUUGGUUUUGUUGAUGGUACCAGAGAAAACGAAGCAUCCAAGCGCCUUCGUUUGAUGCAUUGAUGAAAAGAAAAAAAUUGUGUUGACUUCGAACCAAAAUCCUAGGAUGGAAGACCCAUUUUUCGUGGUGAAAGACGAAGUAUUCAAAGCAUUGAAUAAAACGCGUGGACUUUAUAUUCGUUGGCGUGAGCUGAACGAUGCACAUUCGGGUGGAUCUACAGCAGAAGCCGACUGGACGACAACUGAACUAAAAAACUCACUCCGCAGCAUUGAGUGGGACUUGGAGGACCUUGAGGACACAAUUAGUAUUGUAGAGAAAAAUCCGGGUAAAUUUAAGAUCGACAACCGGGAGCUUUCCAGCCGGCGCCAUUUCAUCGACGCGACCCGGGAUGAAGUAAAGUCGAUGAAAGAUCGCAUGAGCAUUAGUCGAAAUCGCGACCAGGAUAUAACCGCCCGUCAGCCCCUGCUGGACAACGCCGAGUCGUCUUCGCCGUGCAACAAGAAUUACAUCAACAAUAAUUGCAUCAUAUCAAACGGGAUUGCCGUCAGCUCCGGUACACCCAUCGGUGGUGGCAUACUCAACAAUAACUCGCUCAGUUGCAAUUUGAACAACAACAGUCAGGUGAACAAUCUGAAUCUAGCCGAAACCGGCAAGCAUCUGAUCAGCUCAGCCGGCGCAGCGAUGGCCUCCAGGCACAGUGGGGCCAAGUACUCCAAGCUCGAGAACAACCUCGACGACAGCCCGAGCCACUAUGUGCCGUCGUCGUCGUCAAACGCGGUGCUCGAUGCCAACUCGAGCCGUUUCGUAGAAGACACGCUGGCAACACAGCACCGGAUUUUGGUUGGGCAGGAUGAGCAACUGGACAUAAUAAGUGAUUCCAUCGGUACACUUAAAACCGUCUCCCGCCAAAUAGGGAUUGAGCUGGACGAGCAGGCAGUGAUGCUGGACGAAUUUGGCAAUGAACUGGAGCAAACCGAUUCCAAGCUCGAUGCUACUAUGAAAAAGGUUGCUAAAGUGCUACAUAUGACCAACGAUCGGCGACAGUGGAUGGCGAUCGUGGUCUUAUCCCUGGCGCUUUUAGUUGUGAUAAUUAUUUAUAUUAUUCUUUAAUCUACAACAAACUGUAUCUAACGAAAUUAUUAUAUAAUAACAUAACAUCUUAGAUUAUGAGAAAAGGUAUAGGUAUAGUACGUUUAUCAUAUUGUCCAGAUAUGAAACGUACAAAAACCGGAAGGAGGAGGCUAUUAGAAAAUACAAAGCCAUGUUCUAUUCACGAGGAAUCUGCUACGGCAUCUGAAAUCAAGUAUGUUUUAAAAACCUUUCCUUACGCCAUGGCAGUUAUCCGGAAAAACAACUCAUUCCUUACCAAAAAAAAGAGAUUGCAAUUAUUUUAAACCUUUUUUACUCAGAAACGUCGUAAUAGUAAGGGAUAGAUAAGUUGGUUUUUCUCUAUUCAACCCAUUUUUGAUAGUCGAAAUAUUUAGUUAGUUUAUAAACUUUGGUAGAUUUUUUGUGCAGCGAAUCACUUCUACAAUAACGAUAAUUUUAUCAUAUUUCCUAACGUUUCUAUGCAUGCUACAACGCGUAAAAAGUUAUAGCAGUUAAAAAGACAUUGUAAAUACUAUUCCCUUUUCGUUCUAAGGGCUCAGGUGUGAUAGGGAAUGCAGCGGUCUAAGUUUUUUUUUUUUACUUUCAAACAUGUCACAAGUGAGCAAUGUAAUGGCAGUAUAUUCAAGGGUGGACGAUUUACGUAAAUAUCAAUUUCAUUUUACAGGGAUCUGUUCUAGUCAUUUUGUGAUUUAUAAAUGGAUCACAAAAAUCCUACUGGCCGCUGGGAGUCAGAAAUAUAUAAUGGGUUCGUGUUGCUGGAUACUGUUUCUCCAAAACAGUACAUGUAACUUUUUUCUGCGCAUCUACAUGUUUCUAUGGAGUGCUUAUGUUUACAAAAGUAUAAAGAAUCACAGAUUAAUAACAAUCCAAAUAGUAGAACCACAGGGGAAAACGUA